CAUGGCGGCGGUCGACGUUGAGCGUGCCAAACUCGAGGCGAACAUGAGAAAUCUCAAGUUGGCUGGUCACGUUGGGUUUGACAGUCUUCCCGAUCAGCUGGUGAAUAAAUCCGUGCAGAAUGGAUUUGUCUUCAAUAUUUUAUGUAUCGGUGAAACUGGCCUGGGGAAAUCGACACUCAUGGACUCGUUGUUCAAUACGAGUUUCGAGUCCAAUCCGAGUCCCCACAAUUUACCAACUGUCAAGCUGAAAUCUCACACUUACGAACUGCAGGAGAGCAAUGUGAGGCUGAAGCUGGCAAUUGUUGAUACUGUUGGGUAUGGGGAUCAGAUUAAUAAGGAGGACAGCUUCAAGUCGGUGGUGGAUUACAUAGAUGCUCAGUUCGAGGCGUAUCUGCAGGAGGAGCUGAAGAUCAAGAGAUCUCUGGGGACUUACCAUGACACCAGAAUUCACGUCUGCUUGUAUUUUAUUUGUCCUACUGGGCAUGGAUUAAAGUCUAUCGAUCUCGUCUGCAUGAAAAAAAUCGACACCAAAGUCAACAUUGUCCCGAUUAUUGCUAAAGCUGAUACCAUAUCAAAGACAGAACUCCAGAAAUUUAAGAGUAAAAUAAUGUCAGAGCUCCAGAACAAUGGAGUCAACAUUUACCAAUUCCCCGUGGACGACGACAACGUAGUCGAGAUAAAUUCCACGAUGAAUGCUCACGUGCCAUUUGCUGUGGUCGGUAGCACUGACUUUGUGCGCGUUGGGAACAAGAUGAUGCGCUCGCGUCAGUAUCCAUGGGGCACAGUUCAAGUGGAGAACGAGACCCACUGCGAUUUCGUUAAAUUACGGGAGAUGCUGAUCAGAACGAACAUGGAGGACAUGAGGGAGAAGACGCACUGUCGUCACUACGAGCUCUAUCGUAAAAAGCGACUGGAGCAGAUGGGAUUCAGUGAUGUGGACAGUGAUAAUAAGCCUGUCAGCUUUCAGCAGACUUGUGAGGCUAAGAGAUCCACUCAUUUGCAGGAAUUACAGCAGAAGGAGGACGAAAUGAGACAAAUGUUUGUUGCUAGAGUCAAGGAGAAGGAGGCUGAAUUGAAAGAAGCGGAAAAGGAGCUCCACAAUAAAUUCGAUAAGCUCAAAAAAGACCAUAUGGAGGAGAAAAAGAAAUUAGAAGAAAGUCGGAAGAAGUUGGAGGACGACAUAGUUGAGUUCAAUCGUCGAAAAACUCAGAUUGCUCAGCAGUCUCAGCAUCACAUGUUAACUCUCGGCAAAAGCAAGAAGAAAUAAUUCUGAAGUCCAACUGAGAUGAACAGAACGAUUCCACACGUUCUUCCAACGAUUCCGAACCGAAGUGGUGGACCGAAAUGAUUUUGCCUAUUUAAACUGUAGCACAAAUCGAAAAAGGUCUGAAAAUUUCGAUACGUUCUUCGGAUUCGGAGGUAUUUGGCGAAAAAUUGUUGAGCAAAAUCGAUACAUCUCGUCCCACCACUCAAAUAUGAAUUUCUUUUCUAUAAUUUAUGAAUGACGACAAAAUUCGUAUUUUCUUUCUAGCAUUUUUUAUGGUCUCGUAAUGUCGAAAGACCAGCGACGUCUGUCGCAGCAUUUAAUCAAGACAUUUAUCUUCACAAAACAUUAUGCAUUAUAAUUUAUGAUCCAAGUCAUCUUCAAUGAGUUACACGUGCCAUUAAUCGGUAUACAGUACUUUAAUUUAGUGGUAAACACAUCAUGAACCAAAUUAACAUGCCUACAUUAAUCCACGAAUGGAUAAUAAUUAAGUUUAUAAGUUUGUAAGUGCUCUCUUUACACCCACAUCGAAUUGUACGAAAAUAUUUAGGUAAAAAUAAAGAGGUCUUUGAUAAAACA
Diachasma alloeum is the source of this 1843-nucleotide messenger RNA. RefSeq names its product septin-2 (gene Septin2). Lineage: Eukaryota; Metazoa; Arthropoda; Insecta; Hymenoptera; Braconidae. Gene Ontology annotation, biological process: cytoskeleton-dependent cytokinesis. Gene Ontology annotation, molecular function: GTPase activity; GTP binding; molecular adaptor activity. The transcript is spliced from 6 exons. Gene Ontology annotation, cellular component: septin complex; cell division site; microtubule cytoskeleton. The record is from RefSeq and is a predicted model, not a curated record. Bases 2 to 1267 code for a protein of 421 amino acids.